AAAUAUUUAUUUUUAUUUUUCUUUAUUUAUUUGGAUUUUGUAAUGUCUGUCGCAGAAUUUUUAGAAGGACUACCGUCCCACAAUGAAAGUAAUUUCGCAAACUUUCAUGCAGACAAUGGAAAUAGAACGUGUAUGAGAAGACCAUCUGUGUAUUUACCAACUAAAGAAUUGCCUUCAGAACAAAUUAUUGUUACUGAAAGAACUACGAUACUUUUGAGAUACCUUCAUCAACAAUGGGACAAAAAGAAUUUAGACAGAAAACGUGAACAUUCAGCAGCAGGAGUUGACCUAGCUGACGACAUAUCAGUUCGACGAUGUAAAAGGCCUCGUCUUGAAAUUCACAGUACACUCUAAUUUAAAUUACAAUGAACAUUACAAUUAUUCAUAUUUUUCUAUUGAAUUCAUGUUAUUUGGAACAACUUGGAGCUUAUAAAAAAAACAUCUACCUAAAUUUAUCAUUUAAGAUAACGGCUAAAAGUAAACAAUAUUAACAUCAAGUUCAAUUCGGUUCCGAAACAUAAUAUGGUUGCUUGCAACUGUGUUUUCUUUCAAGGAAAAUUUCAAUUAACUUCUCAUGAUACUUAGAAAGUAUUCCUAAUGCUCUCGUCCAGUCUAAUCUAUGGUCAUUAUUAUUUGUUUUUCUUCAAAUUAUUAAUUAUCAUUUUGUUGUACAUUUUAAUCAAAAUCUUUUUAAAAAAUAGUUCUGAAUUUCUGUUUUUUUUUAUCUUCAAUAUGUUACGUAAUUAUUGUUCUAUCAGAGCUUGAUAAUUUCAUCAUAAUAAAAAAUAAUGGUAUUAGUUUAAAAUUACGGUUUUUAUCUAUUUUCCCUUCUUCAGAUGUGUAUUAAAUAAAUUUUUUGUCUUUUUAUUAUUACUUUUAUUUUUAUUUUAUUUUAUUACAUAGUAGUUAAUUUAACUAACUGUUUAAUAUUAUUUUUAUGAAUUAAAAAUUGUUAACAGUUAUUACUAUGUUUGUUUUUCAAUAUGCCUCAUUAAUUAAUUAUGUCAAAUGGUAUAAUACUUUUAUAAAAGAAAAAAUCCAAUGUUAGCGUAAAUAAUUGGAACCACGAACAGUAUUCCCUAAUUUUAAUUAUUUAUUAUCAAAAAUUCCUUAGAAAAAAUAGAGAUUUUUGACAGAUAAAUAUAAUAGGCAAAGAGGUAUUCUGUAUUUUAUUUGAUUUACCUCUUUUCUACUAUAAUUCCCUAAUUUCAUUUAUUUAUUUUGAAAUUUCUUUAGAAAAAGUAGAGAUUUUUAACAGGAAAAUAUAAUAAUAGUUGUCAUUGUCAAGUUACUUUCUCAACCUCAGCCAAUAUCAUCAUCAUCAUCAUUCUGGUCACAUCGUUUUGUCUCAGACCAAUGAUUAUAAUGAUUAAUGAAAUUAAUCAACGAAAUUAAUAAUUUAAAAAAAUUAAAGAUUUUUGACCAAGAAGACUAUUUCUAGUCUUGUUUUUGACUCACGAAAAGACCGAAACCAAAUACACCGAACAAUAGAAUAAUUUCUCAGUGCCUUUACACCUUCUCGCUUCCAAAUAUAUUUUUUAGUUAUCAAAUAAUAUUGUUAUUUAAUUAUUUUUAUUGAAUAAUACUAAUAUUCAUCAAAUAUAUAUUAUAAAAUAGUAUUUAUAAAACUAUAUUGAAUUUGAAUGUUAAUAGCAAACAUAUAUAUCCUAUAGGACUAUAAAAAAUAGCUUGAAAUAGAUGAAUUUUUAUAGUAAAUAUUUUGAAGAUACCAAUUAAACACGUCCACAAAUAAAAAGGCGUAAAUACAUUAAAUAAUCAUUGUAAAUAUUAAAACAUAAAAAUAUUAAAAUCAUAUAAAAAUUUAGACUUCUAUAUACAUACGUUACGCAUUUGAUUUUCUGCGCAUAUGCACCUGUAAGAACGCGUAUGUGCGUUGGCAUAGCCAAAUGUUAUUAUUUUUUACACGGUACGUAUUUAAAAUUAAUUUUCAACCUAACCUUAAAUAUAAAAAUCAAAAAAAGAGAAAAAAAAAAAAAUA
Messenger RNA from Aphidius gifuensis, 1999 nucleotides. RefSeq names its product DET1- and DDB1-associated protein 1. The transcript is spliced from 4 exons. Bases 43 to 354 code for a protein of 103 amino acids. Gene Ontology annotation, cellular component: Cul4-RING E3 ubiquitin ligase complex. Gene Ontology annotation, biological process: positive regulation of proteasomal ubiquitin-dependent protein catabolic process. NCBI's taxonomy places the organism in Eukaryota, Metazoa, Arthropoda, Insecta, Hymenoptera, Braconidae. The record is from RefSeq and is a predicted model, not a curated record.